Molecule: messenger RNA, 684 nt
Organism: Anisakis simplex (herring worm)
Lineage: Eukaryota; Metazoa; Nematoda; Chromadorea; Rhabditida; Anisakidae
Source: the annotation of a GenBank genome assembly
AUGUUUAAUGUGUUGUUUUCGUUGGCAAGCGAUGGAGGAUCACAAUCACCGUGCGCAUCACCAGGAAGUUCCAGUCGAGACCAUCUGCUCAACACAGUUUAUAAACAGCAUCGAUUAAGACAACGAGUUCUCGAACCAUACAGACGUAUUAAGAAUGCGCUGAAGAAGAUGCAAACUGAGUAUUCUCAGUCCAAGGAGAACAACAUGUUUGCGAGGUAUAUGCGAAUGCAAAGUAUGAUCCAUGAGGUAACAAUAUUGGAAAAACAGUAUUGGCAACUACUUGACAUACCAGGACCGGGUGCAUCCGAACCGGCCACCGACUAUGUUAUACGGGUGAUGGAAAUAUUGGACGAUGUAAAGUCAGCUCCACAACGAACCGGUAUCGCUGGUUUGUUGAGUGCGACAUUUAAUGUGGAUAAAACCAGGGACGCGACUCUCUUUGACUCUAUAAAAAAAAUGUCAACCGCUGAGCUGCGAAAAGAAUGUGAUCGAAUGUAUUUGGAUUUGUACAAAUUAAUUAAAAAGUAUUUAAGUUUAAGAAAAAUAGUGAAAAAUUUGUAUUCCGAUUAUCGUGCCUCAAGAUUCCUUCCGAUGGUGCCCAGAUAUACACUCCUCAAAGCAAUGAUUAAAAAUGUUUUAAGGGCACCUGCAUUCGCAGAAGUCUGUCACGAAACAACUGAGUAA